AUGGUCAAACCCUAUUAUCGUAUUGUACCUGAGAAUAUUACAGGUAUGAUUGCUUCUCCUCAUGCUUCGAUCCAUUACUAUUACAAUCAUCAUCAUGGUACCAUGGUUCACCCGACAUCAACAACAACAACACGAGAGUCUCAUCGACUCCUUCACAACAACAACAACAAUAACACCACUCUACCUCCACUCUCAACAUUUUCUUCUCUCAUUCUCUCUCCUCUUCUCUAUCAAAUUGGUAUUUGGAACACGAGAGAAAAUUCUCUUAUUCAAACCAUUCUUCCACAAGAUGAAUCCUAUUAUGGUGGUUCUAUUCAUGAAGGAACUAUGAAAUAUAGUAACAUUACUUGUCUUUCCUAUUCACCACCAUUCAUUGCAGCAGGAUAUCAAAAUGGUAAAAUAUUAAUUUAUAAUUUACAAACUCAACAACAAGUAUUGUAUGCAACUGGUCAUUCAAGUAGUGUGACUUGUUUACAAUUUAAUAAGGAUACUUCACUGCUGAUGAGUGGAGGUGAUGAUACAGACAUUGUGUGUUGGGAUGUCACUGCAGGUCAAUCCAAAUAUAGAUUAAGAGGACACAAAGGUAGAAUUACAGGAUUACUAUUUUUAGAAAAGUCCAAUGCACUCAUUAGUAGUAGUAAGGACAUGCUCAUAAAAAUAUGGGAACUGACUACAUGUCAUUGUGUUCAAACAUUGAUUGGAUCUCGUAAUGAAAUAUGGUCUAUUUGUGUAGAUCCAUUUGAAUCUCGAUUAUUUGCUGGUAGUACAGAUAGUGAAAUUAGAGUUUGGAAUAUUCAAGUAUUCCAAAAUAAGAAAUCCCAAUAUUUUUAUGAAAAUGAUCCAAUCUUUAUGGGAACAUUAAAGAGAAGAGAUGAAAGUAGAGUAUUACAAAUGAAAUUUGAUCCAAGUGGAACUCUAUUAGGUGUCAUUGGAGCUGAUUCCAAAAUAUUGGAAAUCUUCAAAUUGAGAAGUGAAAAAGAAAUGGAAAAAAAAAAGAACUCGAAUGUGACCUCAACAACACCAAAUAUGGAAUACAAGUGGUGGUUACAAGUGAAAUCCAAUUAUGAAUUGAGAUCUUUUGAUUUUAGUCCCUAUGAAAAGUGUUAUGAUUUAAAUCGAGAAGAGAUGAACAAUGAACAAGAAGUGACUAGUACUAUGGAUUCUACUAUUGAUACUGAAAGUACUACUAAUUCUACUACUAAUACUACUGAUCCUACUACCACUACUACUAUGGAUACCACCAUCACCACCACAUUUAAAAAUCCAUAUUCAUCUCAAUUAGAUGAUCGAAAACCAUCAAAUUUCAAAUUAAUUGUCUCUACUCUGCGUAACACGAUUGAAGAGUACAACAUUGAACCAUCCAAACUUGUCAAGAUUCAACAGAAUGACCACUCAAUGAUGGAUGGUAUUUCAUGCACACACAUCAUUGAAAGACAAGGACAUGGUACACCUGUUCGUGCCAUUGCCAUUUCACCCGAUGAUCCAACCAUCUGUUUAUCAUUGUCUUCUAAAGAAUGUCAUAUUUGGAAUUUAGAGACUAUGAAAUGUAUCAAAUCAUUGAAUGAUGUUGAACAUGGAUUAUGUGCUCUAUGGAUUCCAUCGACGAAUCAUCGUUACUGUUUGAUUGGUACUAAAAAAGGAAAUAUUCAAAUUUACGAUGUGAAUCUUUCGGAAUGCAUUGAAAAUAUUCAAGCUCAUUCAGCAAGUGUUUAUAGUAUUCAAUUUAUUCCUCCAUCUCAAGAGAAUGAUUACAAUGGUGGUAUCAUGAGUGCAAGUAGUGAUAAGACUGUAAAAUUCUGGGAAUUUGAAAUGAAAACAAUUAAUAGUAGAAGUAGUAUUACUACUACUACUCCUCACAAGAAACAAGUUCUAUCAUUGGCCAUCAAAAAUGUCUUGGAAAUGAAUGAAGAAAUUAUUGCCAUGACCAUUUCAAAGAAUGGUAAAUAUUUGGCACUCUCUCUAUUGGAUAAUACUGUGAAAAUAUUCUAUUUGGAUACCAUGAAAUUCUUUUUAUCCUUAUAUGGUCAUAAAUUACCAAUCAAAUGUUUAGACAUUAGUAGUGAUGAACAAUUGAUUGUAACAGGAAGUGAUGAUAAGAAUAUCAAGAUAUGGGGAUUAGACUUUGGUGAUUGUCAUCGAUCUCUAUUGGCACAUGAACAAGGUAUUAGUGCCAUUAAAUUCAUUCCUGACACUCAUUACUUUUUUAGUGCAUCCAAAGAUGGAAAUGUGAAAUAUUGGGAUGGUGAUAAAUUUGAAUUAAUUCAAGUGGUGACUAGUCAAUACAUUUCAAAAUCACCACUGUGGUGUAUGGAUGUUAGUUCUGAUGGAUUAAGAAUGGUUGUAUCAGGACAUGAAAGAGCUCUUUUUAUUUAUAGACAAUCACAAGAAGAUUUACUAUUUUUAGAAGAAGAGAAGGAGAAGAGAUUUGAAGAAGAACAAUUAGAGAAGGAUUUACCACACUCUCAACAAUUUAAAGAUUUAUCAUUACCUGGAAUGGAAGUGACUCAUGCUGGACAACGAAGUAUGGAAACCAUUCGAGAUGGUGAAAAAUUAAUGGAAAGUUUAGAGAUUGCAAUGAAUGAAGAGAUUGAAUCGAUGCAAAACAACCAUUCAACAACAAUUUCAAAUAAUCCUCUUUUACUUUCUCUCACCAUUGAAGAAUAUGUUUGGAAAUGUUUAACACGUAUUGCUCGAUCAGAUUUGGAUAUGGUACUUUCAAUUAUUCAUUUCUCUCAUGCCUAUUUCAUUUUAAAACAAUUGGACAAGUUGAUGAAAAAGAAAUCAGUAGAUGUUGAAUUGAGUACACGAAUCAUUUUAUUAUUAAUUCACAUUCAUUACAAACAAUUAGUUCAAAGUCAAUCCGAUCAAGAUACCUUUGAUUUGAUGCAAUCCUUGCAUGAACAUGUGAAGAGUGCAUUACAAGAACAAUCUCAAAGAAUUGGAUUUAAUAUUGCUGCUUUGAAUUUUAUAAAGAAUCGAAUGAAGAAUGAACAAGAAUUAUUUGAAUUUACAAAACAAGCCAACGUGAAUGACAUUGUCAAGUCCUAUCGAGAGAAACAACGUGAAAAGAGAAGAAUUGCCAAGUAUGAACAAGAACAAGCCAACAAUAAGAAGAAGAAGAUUCACAAGAGAAUGAGCAAAUUUAAGGGACUAUUGGAGAGUAUGAUUGAAAAGAUGGACAAUGAUCCAACCAAACAAGUCAUUUUUGAGAGUAAUGACCCUUCAUUGAACAACAAACAAAAAGAAGGAUUGAAGAGAAGGCUCAAAGAUUUGGAAGAUAAGAACACGAAAAAGCUAAAAGAAAUGAUUUAUGAUCCAAAUGAAGAGGAGGAUUUGAUGAAUGAACUAGCCAGUUGGGAUUAA
Molecule: messenger RNA, 3363 nt
Organism: Naegleria fowleri
Lineage: Eukaryota; Heterolobosea; Eutetramitea; Acrasida; Naegleriidae
Exons: 1
Coding region: 1-3363 (1120 amino acids)
Biological process (GO): maturation of SSU-rRNA
Cellular component (GO): small-subunit processome; Pwp2p-containing subcomplex of 90S preribosome
Molecular function (GO): snoRNA binding; protein binding
Source: RefSeq, a predicted model, not a curated record